Aspergillus tanneri is the source of this 903-nucleotide messenger RNA. RefSeq lists its product as uncharacterized. Bases 1 to 903 code for a protein of 300 amino acids. The record is from RefSeq and is a predicted model, not a curated record. The transcript has a single exon. NCBI's taxonomy places the organism in Eukaryota, Fungi, Ascomycota, Eurotiomycetes, Eurotiales, Aspergillaceae.
AUGGUAUGCUUCUUCGAUCUUCCUUUGCCUAUCAGGGAGCAGAUUUACCGAUACGCCCUGGUCAAAACCCGCAUCUUCGUGCGUCCCUUCAUCUCAAUGGAGUAUGUUUUCGAUGCCAACCGCGCCAACAGCUACGGCAUCCCAACCCUCUCUCUACUCUGCGCCUCCAGACAAAUCCAUAAAGAAGCCAACCCCAUCUAUCUCGGCGAAAACAUCUUCUCCGUCGUCCAAAUCGACAUCCUCGCAGCUGCAAGCAGAAAAUUCCCGGGCCUCGCCCAAAACCUGAAGAAAAUCCGUCAUCUCGAACUCAUCUUCGACAGCCGCGACUACAUCUACCUGGCGCAGUUCCUCUCGCAGCAACUCCCGACUAUUUCCGAAGUCAUUGAAGAUACGGCUGACGAUUCCAUCGGUAAACUUAGCGCCUUGCAGGUGCUGGAUGAAAUGCAUGCUCGUUUCCCCUUGUCUGGGACUCGUCACUCUCAUUCAACUUCGAUGGUCUCAAUGUCGAGCCCGUCAUCCCCGCUGCAUGACUCCCACAUUGAGAACAUGAAGGAGUAUCUGUGGGGUCGUACGUUGACGUUCAUUCGUCAAAUGUUUCGGCUCUCCCAGCUGCAAGUCGAUCUGAGACGCUGUACCUGCAGUGGUGGGUGCUGUCGUCUUGCUGGGGAGGUGCUUCGUUGGGGAUGGUUUCAUGUUUGGGUCCAUGGAAUGCCGGCACAGGUUCUGGUGCGAGGAGCUUCGAGUCGUGAGAAAGAGGCCAUUUCUAGGAUCUUUGGUGAGCAGCGGUUUUAUCCAGGACCCUGCACAGGUGAUCUGUAUGAUAAAGAGAGGGCCGUGGAUGCAGGGGAAUUGGAUCGAUAUGACGAUGUGAUUCGGGGUGUUCAUCAGAAGCUGACUCGGUAG